GCGUUGCUCAUAAAUAAAUAAUAAUUAAGUAGUUUUCAAACUUUUCCCCUAGUUUGAUGUGUUUAUCUAAUUCUGUUUGGACAUUUUUUUAUAUCGAUCAUUCCAAUCCUAUUUCUUCAGGGCAGAGUUGGUAAUUUGGUCAAUAAAACUAAAAAAAUAUGUCUCUAUAGUUCUUUUAUCGAUCAUAUUUUCUUAUGCAGACAAUAUUGAAGUUUUUGUUGACCAGCACAUAAUUACCAGCUCAUCUCCCAUAUAUUUAGACCUGGCCAGCCAUGAAGAAGCACGUCUGCAAAUCCAGAAAAGGUCUGAAAGUAUUCUUCCGCUGCACCGCAUUGCAUUCUUCAAGAGAGGAAACCCUACUCAGAAAUCUCUCUCGGUUUCUUUGUUUUCUUUAACCAUUGUUCUUCAGAUUUACAUGUAAGAUAUAUAGCAACAACAUGGCUUCUUUCCUACCUUCUUUCCAUGUUUCAAUAAAACCGCCUCUCAGGAACUAUACUCGUCAAGCUGUGCAUAUAAGAGCUCAGAGCUUUAGUAAUGAAGGUAACUUUCAUUCUGCUAUCCAUUUCAUUUUCAGACACAACCAAAAUGAGAUGCGAGUAUAAACAAAUAUUUCACCAGUGCCUUGGCUUUUAUAACGUGAAACUUGGUGCUUGGGGAGAGAAUCAAAGGAUAACUGGGAAAUCUAGUAAUAUCGUCGAUGCAAACUUGAGUGUUCUUAGAGACAAAGUAGAGAUGCUUAAGACGAAUGAGAGACUUGAGAGGUGUUGCAAAUGUGAAAGUGGAUGGAAUUACGUCCGUGUGUACGAUUAUAAACUCAAAAGAGAUAGAGAGAUAUCACAGUUCUUUGAGUUUGUGGGCAUAAUUUGUGGGACUCUCGGUUUCACCUGUCUUAGUGGUAUUGUAUGUCUUUGCCUAGUUUCCUUCUUUGUUCACUUGUUUCAGUAAGUUGGAUUUUGUACAAAAUGUAAAUGAAUCUCUCUCUCUCUCCCUCUCUCUGCAUGCCAACAUUUUUCAUCCUUGUAAUUAUAUAGUCGUGAAUGAGAACUGGUUUCUACA
Molecule: messenger RNA, 1056 nt
Organism: Carya illinoinensis
Lineage: Eukaryota; Viridiplantae; Streptophyta; Magnoliopsida; Fagales; Juglandaceae
Exons: 2
Coding region: 535-945 (136 amino acids)
Source: RefSeq, a predicted model, not a curated record